Molecule: messenger RNA, 459 nt
Organism: Dermatophagoides pteronyssinus (European house dust mite)
Lineage: Eukaryota; Metazoa; Arthropoda; Arachnida; Sarcoptiformes; Pyroglyphidae
Source: RefSeq, a predicted model, not a curated record
AUGGUAACACCGUAUAUAAAAAAGCAAACUACUGUAAUGCGUGUUCCAAUUAGUCCACACGAACGAUUAUCGGCCUAUUUUAAAUUUGUGGCAGAAGGUAAUACUUUAUCAUCGCUAGCCCGGAACGUCAAUAUCUCGCAACCGGCAAUGUCGAAGAUCAUGUGGGAAGUGUCGAUUGCUCUUAACCAUGUUCUUCGUGGUUCGAUCAAAUUACCAAUGAACGCAAAUGACUGGUUGAUUGAGAAUAUGAAGAUUUCAAUGAAGAUCGAUUGUGCUUUUCCCGGUGCGCUAGGUUUCAUCGACGGUAAACACAUCCGCAUUCAAAAACCAAAGAAAAGCGGCAGUUCUUUUUUUUGUCAUAAAAAAUUUUUUAGCAUUAUAUUACUAGCUGUUGUCGGUGCUGACAGAAAAUUUUUAUAUGUGAACGUGGGUGCAAAUGGUGUCCAAAUGCAUUUUUAA